GGAAAAAAUAACUCUUUGCGCUACUAUGCAAGCAGUCGGAGCAUAAUUUCAUGUUGCUUUGUGAUACUAAAUCUGACGUAUCAAUACCCCAGUUCAUCAGGUAGAACAGUUAGUCUAUGCGAUAUACGUAUUCUGGGUUAUGGAGCAGAAUACAGACGUAAUGUCGUAUGCGCCAAAAGAAGACAGAACCUGCUGGAUUUGUUUAAGUUCUGAAGUAGAUUGCGAUUCCAUCAACUUGUGGAGUAGACCUUGUCGUUGUCGUGGGGCACUUAAAUGGGUUCAUCAGACAUGUCUUCAGAGAUGGAUUAGCGAACAACAGCACAACAGAGAAACAGACGCUAUUUCUUGUCAGAUAUGUAACACACCAUAUGUGAUAAUUUAUCCCAAUUGUGGGAUUUUGUAUAGUAUUUUACAAUCUGUUGACCAACUUACUCGUUCUGUAUCUUUCAUCCUUACUGGUGGAAUUAUUUUCGGAUCAUUUUACUGGUCUGCUGUUACUUAUGGAGCUGUGACAGUGAUGCAGGUGUAUGGACAUCGACAGGGUUUACAAGCCAUGAGACUUACAGAUCCGCCUCUAUUAUUACUUGGAUUACCAACUAUACCUGUGUGUCUGAUUUUGGCUAAAGCGAUCCAGUGGGAAACUAGACUCCUUAUUUUAUGGAGGAAUCACAUAAGCCGUUUACCUUUUAUUCAGCUAUUUAGACGCAAAGAUCUUCCUACUUGGCAAGUUAAUGAGGCUGAAAUAGAAUUACGCUCAGAAAUAUCUGAUAUACCACGUCUUAUCUGUAGUGCUUUGGCUCUGCCAACAAUAUCUACUAUUCUUGGGCAUCUAUUUUUCCAGAGAGUGCAGUCAGCUACUCGUAGAGUUUUCCUGGGUGGAUUAACAUAUCUUGGAAUCAAAGGUCUGUUGACUGUCUACUAUCGAGAGUUACAAUAUUUUCGAAUAUGCUACAGAGAAGUGAAGGACUAUACUGAAUAAUAAUAAUAAUUAUUAUUAUUCAUAUUUCAUUUCUUUCUGAGCAAUGUUAAUUUCAUUAUAUCCAAUUUAUUUUGUGUACAGACUUGUCAGUUUACAGAUACACUUGCACAAAUUAUCAUCAAAUGUUCUCUUCGAUUCGUUAAAAAAAAGAAGUAAUUCGUAAUUUGAAUGCUGUUUUGCUUUCAACGUCAAAACUGUGUUGACUGUUAAUUCAUUAAGACAAAUUGCGUAGACAAGCAUCAACUUCUGUUCAUUUGGAAACACACCAGUUGACUUCGGAUUUUUCUUUCUUUUUUGGUACUAAGUAUGUUACAAAAAAAGCGAAAUUCGUCAUAUUCUAUUAUUUCUUGUUGCAUACAGAGAGCGCUCAUCUUAGAUUUCACUGCCUACUCGACGGCAGAGAAGAAGUUACAGCUUCUUUACAGACGUCAUAGAUUCAAGAUCCAAUCUUAGACCAACUGCCCGCCAAAAUCCUGUCUUUAAAAACUGAGACCUACGAU
Messenger RNA from Trichobilharzia szidati, 1479 nucleotides. The record is from the annotation of a GenBank genome assembly. NCBI's taxonomy places the organism in Eukaryota, Metazoa, Platyhelminthes, Trematoda, Strigeidida, Schistosomatidae.